AACGGUCCUCCAGGUCCAUGUCCGUCGAUCCGGAGCUGCAGUCAACGCAUGCGUAGUCGCCACCCUUUCCCCCCCACUACCCCAAACAUAAGGUCGCCAAUGGUCAGAAACAAAAAGGGAGACGAAGUGUUGGGAGAAACUUGGUUUCUGGACCUACAGUCGGUGAGAAAUCAGGCCGAUCAGUUGGGGUGAUGGAUGGAUGGGUAGACUGACUUCGGGAACACCUCAAACCCGGAUAAGCGUCUUCAUUUGCACCAAACAGUGGAGCUGCCAAAUCCCUCCAUUGACCAGUCCGAAGGAGACGAUCGCCAUCUUUGAUAUGGGCACUGGGGAAAGGGGUGACUGUGGCGUAGGGUGGCAACGAGUGGAAUGAAUGAGGAGCUUACUGCCCAUUGUUCGGAAUGGAGACAACUUGUCCAUCAAGCUGCAUCCGCCUUUCACAUUCAAUAUCUUAUUGAUUAGCGUUCGGGUUUGACAACCUUUGCCUUGGUGUUUUAACAAAACAAAGGACUGUAGAUGUUCGAAGUUAGAAGUCUGAAAUAAAAGCAGAAAGUAUGCAAAACUGAAGAAUUCUAGUUGUGAAGCUCAAAGCUAAAAUCACAGCAGGAUCUGAAGGAAAUUUAUUGUAAUUUGAGUAUCAUUGGACUCUGAACAUGGUAGAUAAAGAUGUAAUUGAUAGUGGAGAGAAACUGUACACAUGUUCUGUGUGUGGACGAGAUUUCAAUCGAUCAUCUGGCCUGUCAAGACACAAAUGCAGUCACAAUGGGGAAAAGCCCUGCAAAUGUGUGAACUGUGGAAAGGGAUUCACUUACCCAUCCCAGUUGGAAACGCAUCAGCGCAGUCACACUGGGGAGAAACCGUGGAAAUGUGGGGAUUGUGGAAAGGGAUUCAAUUAUCCAUCUGAGCUGGAAAUUCAUCGGCGUAGUCACACUGCAGAAAAGCUGUUCACCUGCUCUGAGUGUGGGAAGGAUUUUUCUCACUUUCAUACCCUACUGAUACACCAGAGAGUUCACACUGGGGAGAGACCAUUCACCUGCUCCAAGUGUGGGAGAGGAUUCAGUACGUCAUCCCAUCUACUGAUACACCAACGAGUUCACACUAAGGAGAGACCUUUUAAAUGUCCAGAUUGUGAAAAGCGUUUUAAAAGUUCUGGGGAACUGAUGUCCCAUCAACGUGUUCACACUAAUGAGAGACCGUUCAGAUGCAUUGAAUGUGGAACUAGAUUCAGGCACUCAUGUCAAUUAACUGUACACCAGCGAGUUCACACUGGGGAAAGACCAUUUGCCUGCUCCAUGUGUGGGAGAAAGUUCACUCAAUCAUCCGACUUACUGAAACAUCAACGGGUUCACACUGACAAGAGACCUUUUAAGUGUGCAGACUGUGGGAAAAGCUACAAAAGUGCUGGAGAACUUCUGUCCCAUCAAAGAACUCACACUGAUGAGAGACCAUUCAUGUGCUCUCACUGUGGGACUGGGUUCGGGCGAUCAUCUCAGCUCACUGAACACCAGCGGGUUCACACCGGAGAGAGACCAUUCACCUGCUCCAAGUGUGGGAGUAGGUUCACUCGGUCGUUCAACCUGCUGAGACACCAGCGAGUUCACACCAGGGAGCCACCGUUCACCUGCUCAGAGUGUGGGAAGGAAUUCACUCGUUCAUCCACACUGCUGACACACCAGCAAGUUCACAUGCACUGACGUUGUUUAGGGAAGAGUGGUGCAGUUGCAUUUGAAGAUGAAGACUGUCCUGAUAGGCUGAACUGAAGUAAGGCUCAGGUGAAACAUGGCUUGGUGAAUCCUGCACCUCCUACACUGUCUGUCUUUCCUUUGGAAGGUGCAACAACAACUGCAUCGUGGAGAGUCAUCCUGAGUUCUCCACCGAGAGGUGCUGACAGCACAGUUUACCAACAAAGCACAGAUCAAGGUGUUCUGAAACAGGAAGCCAACAUCACACCAUCAGAACACUAUCUACAAAUACAACUGACUGUCUUUGAGAUGUUGUCCAUCCUUUUGCAUCACACCCCACUGUUCCUAAAUAACACCUUUCGUCUUCAUGUGAUCUGUGCAUUCGUAGAACUGUCAAGAAUGCAACUGAAAAUUGUUUGCAUGCUUCAUGUUUGUAACAUAACACAUUCAUUAAGUGAAAUACACCAGAAACUUUUUGCAAAGAGUUUCUUUGUCUUUAGGUUUUGCUUUUACUGAG
Molecule: messenger RNA, 2199 nt
Organism: Stegostoma tigrinum
Lineage: Eukaryota; Metazoa; Chordata; Chondrichthyes; Orectolobiformes; Stegostomatidae
Product: zinc finger protein 418-like
Exons: 2
Coding region: 654-1694 (346 amino acids)
Source: RefSeq, a predicted model, not a curated record